Ziziphus jujuba (common jujube) is the source of this 2103-nucleotide messenger RNA. RefSeq names its product rRNA (cytosine-C(5))-methyltransferase NOP2C. NCBI's taxonomy places the organism in Eukaryota, Viridiplantae, Streptophyta, Magnoliopsida, Rosales, Rhamnaceae. The record is from RefSeq and is a predicted model, not a curated record. The coding region runs from base 87 to 1952 and encodes 621 amino acids. Gene Ontology annotation, biological process: RNA methylation. The transcript is spliced from 13 exons. Gene Ontology annotation, molecular function: RNA binding; methyltransferase activity.
AGUUGCGACCCAUUAAGGCAUCAGGAAAUGGAGCUCCAAAAACUGCACAGUUGGGGCGCAAAACCCUUGCAUUUCGCCUCUUUUGAAUGAAGAAAGCGAGGGACUUCUUCUUCCUCGCAACAAUCCUCAGAAGCAGCAGCUUUCUCACUCUUCUAAGGCCCACUCCUCAGAUGGAGGACAUAUCAGAGAGAUACUGUUUCAAACCAAUUCUGCGAUGGAACCCUCAGGUGGAGGACUACUUCGUCAGAGCUUACGGACCCGAUCAUUUCUCCCGCAUUUCCCAAGCUCUCACGCGCCCAUCUUGCUACUCUUGUGUACGUGUGAAUACACUUAAAUCCACACCUGAUGCUGUUAUUGAGAAGUUGCUUGCCAUUUUAAAAGAAAAGGGGGAUGUAAACUCCACUAACAAUGUAAAUCUAAGCAAAACCGACGCCAAUUGCAAUUCCCAGAGUUUGCAUAACUGUGGUAAGGCAGCUUCAGAACAAGAUGGCGUCACAAAUACGUUCAAGGAGAGCUUUCACAGCAGUUCCAUUUCAAAGUGUCAGUUUCCAGGGUUAGACUAUGUUCUGUUUGUCAGGGGUUCAGGACCACACAAAAUUGAUUAUGGUUAUGCUGAUGGUAUACCUCCUAAGGAGGUAAUUGUGAGUCGCAAAUGUGCUGAGGCAGUUCUUCGAGGUGCUCAGGUCUUUGUUCCUGGAGUAAUGGCUUGCAGUGCUCAUGUUGAGAAAGGAGAUGUAGUCGCAGUUUCAGUUGCUGUGGAGCAGCCCAGUGCUGAUGGUGGUUGGGGCAUUGGCAUAACACGAGGGACUGUCAUGCAGGGUUUGCAGACAGAUCCUUACUAUUUUCAACGAAGUGGCCUGUAUAUUGGCCAAGGAAAAGCAAUGAUGUCAAGGUCUGGUAUCUUCCGUAUUACACAAGGAGUUGCUGUGGACAUAUGUAGUAGAGUAUAUCAACUUCCUUCAUUUCAUGAUGUGCUUGAGGGGGAAAUAUUUCUUCAAAAUCUGCCUAGUAUUGUCACUGCUCAUGCACUAGAUCCUCAGAAAGGUGAGCGAAUAUUAGACAUGUGUGCUGCACCAGGAGGGAAAACAACUGCAAUUGCAAUUCUAAUGAAAGAUGAAGGAGAAAUUGUAGCUGUUGAUAGGUCCCAUAAUAAGGUGCUGGAUAUUCAGAAAUUGGCAGUGGAAAUGGGCCUGAGUUGUAUAACAACGUAUAAACUGGAUGCUCUUAAAGCUGUUCGUCGAAGGAAUGAAUGUGAUGCUGCAUCUAAUCUAUCUUGCUGCGAUGAUAUCAAUGGCAUGCAAAGUUCGAAUCCAGUGAUGUUACAAGUGCAGAAAACUGCUCUAGAAGGGUUGACUGCUGAUGAGGCUCUCAAUGGAAGUGUUAGCAAUGAAAAAGCGAAUGAGAGAACUUACAUUAGCAAAGCUGACACCAGGAAGAAUAUAAGAAGAAUGCGGAAUGGGCCAGGAAGAAAUCAGUCCAUAGGUGGUAGGGUUGAGAACUCAAAAGGUUUUUCCCCUAACAGCUUUGAUCGAGUCCUUCUUGAUGCUCCCUGUUCUGCCCUUGGUUUGAGACCUCGUCUAUUUGCUGGAGAGGAAACAAUUGAAUCCUUAAGAAACCAUGGAAAGUAUCAAAGGAGAAUGUUUGAUCAGGCUGUUCAGUUAGUUCGUCCGGGUGGAGUUAUUGUGUAUUCGACAUGUACAAUAAAUCCUGGAGAAAAUGAAGCAUUGGUUCGAUAUGCUUUGGAUACUUAUAAGUUCCUCUCGUUGGCACCACAGCAUCCCAGAAUUGGAGGACCUGGUCUUGUUGGCCACUUUGAAUUUCCUGAUGGAUAUAUUGAGGAAUGGUUACAACCUGGUGAGGAGGAAUUGGUUCAGAGGUUUGAUCCAUCUUCUUCUCUUGACACUAUCGGAUUUUUCAUUGCCAAGUUUAUUGUUGGUUCCAAAGAUCCCUGAAAUGAUCAGAGCUAUUAGGAUAAUUAAUGACAUAUCAUAUUCUUUGCUCUUUGCCCACUUUUCUUAGGUUAGCACAACAUCUAAAAUAGUUGUAAAACUGUUAUGCAGACGUUUCUCACACAUGUUCAUCGAAUUUAGAUUUUUUGCUUCA